UUUUCCUAUUACACCGACCCCGGGUGCGCAAAGGGUGAGAGCCUCGGGUGGUGUGUAGUCUGGCGGUGGGGAUGGCGGCUUAGCCUUGAGACCGGGCCUAUUCUCGUCUAUCCCGAAUCCGCAGAAAAAGAACGGCAGCGGUUGGCCUGUUUGGUCUGUGGUCGACAGGGAGAGCGCGCGAGAGGGGAAGGGAGAGCGAGAGAGAGAGAAAGAGAGAGAGACCGACAGAGAGAGAGAGAGAGGCGCUUAGCUCGGCGAAACCAGGAUGACCGAAACCAUGUGGGAAUGGGAUGGGCCGGAGUCGGAGCGACUCAGACCAAGGGCGAGAAAUAACAGCGACGAGGACGAUGAUGGCGAAAGAGGCAUGCCGCUUCCGCUGAUGUCACCGCUGUGGAGAGAGCACGGUAAAGGCCAAGGCGGGGGAGGGAUUCACAUCGUGGUCUGCUGCUGUAACGAAACGCAGGAGGAGCUGAAGGUUAUGCUCUCCACGUUUCGAAUUGACGCUACAGCCUCGUGCCUGGUACGAAUCAGCUUCGUACUGGACCCUAGGGGCCCUGCCCAAGCAUCUAGUGAGACCGACAAGGUGCUAAAGCGGCUUCUACGAGUGACUGAUGAGAGCGCGACCGAGGUUUUCGGGUGCAUCCACCACUCCGGCACGCUGGACAAGACUCUCAUCCCCUUUGACCUCUAUGUCAAGGGCCCCUCGCUUCCAGUCGGAAAGCGAAACAGUCUGGUCACAUUCUUCAACGACAUUCUUCCUGUCAAGAUGUCGAGGGGCGAGGCUGUGGAGCCCGAUGCAGUGUAUCUUCUAGACGCCGACAGUGGCCAUCCGGUCAACGGUCUCCAGGACUUGGAAUCAAUGUGGCGGUUGCUGAUGGCGGAGGAGGAGGUGGCGUGUGUCACGUGCCCGGUCAGACCAGUCCACCCCAUGGGGUCCUUCCUCGCCGCUUCUCAGUCCCUAGAAUUUGCCUUGUGGGACAACGUGGGAGAGUCGCACUUUGGCGUCCAGACAACGUGCCGGGGCGCGCAGUGCAUGUUCAAGUACCGCUGCUUGGUGGAAGACGGGCGGUUGGCCGAGCCUCCCAUAGGGGAGGGGGCGAUGCCUCCUCUCCUCAACCCUUUUUCCAAGACAGCGGCUGGGCUACCUGCACUCAUCCUGCUGGAUUCCAGCCCAAGCGAGGGCUUGCUGGUGCUGUUGCGUCAGCGCGGCUUCGACGUGCGGUCGUGUGGCACGGCUGAUGGAGUGACGUGCGUGCCGUGCUCUUGGAUAGAGUUCUACGCUCAGAGGAGACGGUGGUAUGCAGGUUCACUUGUGGCGGUUUCAUCCCACUUGACGGGAAAGGAAAGCUACUUCCAGGCAGAAUGGCAUCGAUGGAUCAUCUCCUCGUAUGCCUUCGUGGCCAACCUGUUUCUCCACAGCGGCCUGGCUUUGAUGCCCGUGUUACUCGCAAAGGGCCUGCAUCAACUCGUGUUAUACGACGAAAGUCGAGGCGAGUCUGAUGAUGAUUGGAAUGACGAGUGGAGUGAGUGGCAGGAGGAAUCAGCCGACGACGGCAUCGAUCAACACACAAACCUGGACUGGAUCGUUUUCGCGCUGGUUUGGGGCUUCUUUCUGUUGAACGUCGGCUUCUACCUCACCCGGUCACAGGAUCAACUGUGGAUGUGGAUCAACGUCACAUCAGUGCUGUGGAUGCUGCUCUGCGGCGGGACUCUGGUUGGCUCGGGUUUUGCGGUCUCGCCGUUAAUUCCCGUCAUGUUAGUGAUAAUCCCACCGGUGCUGGCGGGGUUAAACACUGCGAGGGGCACGAUAGCGACGUGGCGCUACCUCUGCGUCGCAGCCGUGCCUUUCGUUUUGCUUACCACCGUUAACUCCGUGUUGGUUUUUCUCUACGCCUUGGCCACCCUCGAUAGCACGGAAUGGGGCACUCGUGAUGUGGGGUCGUUCGACAGUGGUGUGAGCAAGCCACGCGCAGCAUCUAUGCGCCGGAGGAAGCUGUGCAUCCUUUUCACCACCAUGGCCACCUCCUGCGCAUUGGGAGUUGUGAUGAUGAUUUCCUCUUCGCUCAUCUUCUUACCGAUCGUGAUCGGAAUUCCGUCGGCUGCUUACCUGCUCAAGCUACUGCUCGUUGUUGUCCCCGCAAAGCUGGAGAGGUCGAGGCAGACUUACCUCCUUGGGGAUGUGGGUUCCAGGCCUCUCAGUCUCCGGGGAAGCGUUGCAGAAUUGGCCCCGAUCAACGGCUGCCCUCCAGAGUUCAGCACUGACCGCCACAGCGGGGGCGAUCGAAACGGCGGAGGCAUCGGCCAAAAGGGCCUGGGUCCCAAGAGUCCGGCCAAAACCGGCAGCCAUGUCACUGCCGAAGACGGCACCCCCUCUCCGGGUGGCAUGGACGUCUCCACAUCGGGAUCCUUUUUCGGUGCGGGGAUGUCUGUCGUGGGAGAUUCCAGCGCAAGCGGACCCGCGGCCGACGGACUUGGGCACCGCCGCCAUGGGUCGAAGUCUGCGUCGAUAUCUAGCGGGUUUGCGGGCGUCGCGGGCGUCGGCGGCGGCGGCAUCGGGGGCGGUGACAUCUGCUGGUCUAACUCUGCGCACGCUACUGGGUCCAGGCAGAGCAGCGCAGCUGGCAUGGCUGGCAGCGGAGCGGGCGGGAAUACCAGUGGCAAGGACGGGAGUGCGGCCGGCAGACCCAGGGCUCGAAGCAGGAGCCCUUCGGAUUCCGGUUCGGGUUCUCGACAGGACGUUUCCGAGACGGCAGCAAUGGCCACACAAGGAAGAAACAGGAAGACCUCGAGCGCGCUUGGUUCUGGGUUGAGAGCGAGCUUGAAAAGAAUGAACAGCCGAGGGAGAAGCUCAAGCACGGGGCCGUCGAGCGCCGUUGGCGAUGAUGCGCAUGGCGUGGCCAUCAAGGGCGCUCGCCGUACAGGCUUUGCGCGGUUUCUGUCCGCCAAGGACAGCGUGGAAGGAAUAACUUUGGACGGAGCCAAGCCCACAACCAGCAAGAAAGCGGAGAUUCGAAAGGCUUGGGGGCUCAGAAAAGCGACGUCUGAAAGCGAUGAUAGCACGGAAAUGUUCGUCAUGGAGUCUUUGAACCGCAAGCUCAACCCUCAUGGCAUCCGCGGCAAUUCCUCCAGCUGUCCUCCGGACUCGAGCUUCGCGGAGUCGCCUCCUCCAGCAUUUAGAGCGAGGAACACAGCUCUUGCUGCUGCUCCUGCCGCUGCAGCUGCUCGUGCUGCUACCGCUGCUCCUGCUUUUACCACUGCUGCUCCUGCUGCGACCGGUGCUUCUCCUGCUGCGACUGCUGCUGCUCCUGCCGCUGCUCCUGCUGCGACCGCUGCCGCUUCGGCUACGACCGCUACUGCUUCUUCCGCGACCGCUGCUACUCCUGCUGCGACCGCUGCUACUCCUGCUGCGACCGCUGCUACUCCUGCUGCGACCGCUGCUGCUCCUACGGCGACCGCUGCUACUCCUGCUGCGACCGCUGCUGCUCCUACUGCGACCGCUGCUAUGGGUGCGCCCGCGGACGGUGAGGUAAGGCGGUACAGCUGGGCGUGUCCGCAACCGUCCACGAGCGAGUUUGAUGCACCAGUGUCAAAACCCGACGCCGCGGCCCGUGCAGCUGAGCAAAACCGACGCCUCUCAUGGGGCAACAGUUCCAUGGACAGCGAGGAGUUUGAUUCGCAGGCAGCGAUCAACACAAAGUUGAACGCGAGGGUAGGAGCCACCAGUAUCAGAAGUCAACGCGACGCAAUCGGAUCGGGGUUUGCAGAUGUAGGAAACCGCCGGCGGCCUCCGUCGACAGGCACGCUAGCCGGGAUCCGUGCUGCCUGGGGCACGUCAAUUGGGGGGAGCCAGGACGAUAUCGCCUGUCGCCUACCGGAAACCAAAACCUCAACGCGAAACUCGAGGUUGGGCGCUGUCUAUGCCACGGGCAUCAUCGAGGAAGACGAGGAAAACGAGAGCGAGAUGGAAGAGGUUGACCCGCGUUUGUUCGCACCCGGGGUUCAAGGCAACCGCCGGCGAUCACUGUCCGCGGGCACGCUUGCAGGGAUCCGCGCCGCGUGGGGCUCAUCGCUGGACGGCAGCCAGGAGGACAUCCCGUAUACCUCAACCGACAAGAUGAACGUAAUCCAUAACCCCAGGGUGGGUGUCAACGGCGUCCGGGCCCACAUUCUGGAUGAUGAGAGCGAGAGCGAGAACGAAUUCGUCGACUCACGUUCGCUCAUGCCCGGCAUUGCAGCCGGCCGGCGACGACCAUUGGGAGGAGGCACGCUCGCGGGUAUCCGUGCCGCCUGGGGGAACUCUAUGGGCGAGAGCCAGGACGACAUCGCGUGCCCAUCCCCCGCGACGUCAAACACGCGCUUGAAUUCCAGAGCUGGUGUGGUCUAUUCAAGAGGCGGCGACCGUUAUGCCAGCGGCCACGUCGUCCGUGGGCAGCCGAUGCCCGCAGGCAUGCGCAACGGAAGGGGCCAACCCGGCUUGGGAAUCGACGAAGACGAUGUUAUCGGCUACCACGUUGCCUCCGGCGGUGGCCAGUCGAUUCCCGCAGGCAUGCGCAGCGCAAGGGGCCAACCCGGCUUGGGAAUCGACCAAGACGAUGUUUUCGGCUACCACUUUGCCUCCGGCGGUGGGCGGUCGACUCCCGCAGGCAUGCGCAGCGCAAGGGGCCAACCCGGCUUGGGAAUCGACCAAGACGAUGUUUUCGGCUACCACUUUGCCUCCGGCGGUGGGCGGUCGACUCCCGCAGGCAUGCGCAGCGCAAGGGGCCAACCCGGCUUGGGAAUCGACCAAGACGAUGUUUUCGGCUACCACUUUGCCUCCGGCGGUGGGCGGUCGACUCCCGCAGGCAUGCGCAGCGCAAGGGGCCAACCCGGUAUGGGAAUCGAUCACGAUGAUUUUAUGGACUACCACUUAGCCUCCGGCGGUGGGCAGUCGAUUCCCGCAGGCAUGCGCAGCGCAAGGGGCCAGCCGGUCGUGGGAAUGAAUCACGAUGAUAUUAUGGGCUACCACUUUGCCUCCGGCGGUGGGCAAUCGAUUCCCGCAGGCAUGCGCAGCGCAGGCGGCCAGCCGGUCGCGGGAAUUAAUCACGAUGAUAUGAUGGGCUACCACUUUGCCUCUGGUCGUGGGCAAUCGACGCCAACAGGCAUGCGAGGAAGGGGCCAGCCCAGCGUGGGAAUGAACUACGAUGAUAUUAUGGGUUACCACAGUGCCUCUGGUCGUGGGCAAUCGACCCCCGCAGGUGUUCGCAACACAAGGGGCCGGCCAGGCGUGGUAAUGGAUCACGAUGAUGUUGUCGGCUACCACCGUGCCUCCGGCCGUGGGCAAUCGACGCCCACAGGCAUGCGCAACGCAAGGGGGCAGCCCGGCGUGGUAGUGGAUCACGAUGAUGUCGGCUACUACGGUUCGAACAAAGCCGUUUCUGCGACACGAAGGCGCUCGCGGAGCGAACCCCGCGCGGUCAAAGGCAGCAGCAGCAUGGGGCGGGUGAAGGCCCCGGGCAACGGGGCUGUCGUCGGCAGGGUCCGCGACCAUGCGAAUGCUGCAGCUGGCCACGAACGGAGCAGUGGUGGCGGUGGACGGGGCACUGCAGGCAGUGACACCCGUGGUCAACGGAGCAAGGCAGCUGGCGGCGCUGGCGGUCAGCGGGACAGUUCUGGCCGACACACUAGUAAGGGUGCAAGCAACGGUAAGCGUCGUCAAACCUCAGCCAGCUAG
Ectocarpus sp. CCAP 1310/34 is the source of this 5710-nucleotide messenger RNA. The record is from the annotation of a GenBank genome assembly. Lineage: Eukaryota; Phaeophyceae; Ectocarpales; Ectocarpaceae.